UUAUUCUUCUUCGUCUUAUAUAUAUAUAUUAUACUAUAUAUAUAUAUAUAUAUAUACAAAAAACCUUCUGCCCCAGAAUCUCAUCAUACUGAAAUUCAAUGGAAGAUACGCAUAGCAAUCCCCCUAAAAAUUCUGAUCACGACGCCGACGGCGGCGGCGGCGGAAGUAGCUCCGACAAUGUGGCGUGGAGCCCCGAAUCCACGUGGAUCAUCGCUUCCGGGUCUCUGGAAAACUCCAUCACCUUCGAUUCGUACGAGGAUGAUGAUUCUACUGGGGAGACUGAUUGUCCUCCUCGGGAUUACACCCCUCUUAUACUGAAGCCACCGUCACCGGAUUCUGGACCCUGCGAAAUUAAGCUAUGCUUCAUGAAUAGGUACAAUAUCCUGCAAAUUUAUGUUAGGAGCACGGCACGCACUUUUGAGAUCUACCAAUCAAAAUCUCAACAAUAUGGUGAGGAGUACUUGUGCACAGCUCGCUGCUCUGUUGCUGUACGGGACGAUGAAGUGCUUCAAGCAAAGUUUAGUGAGGAAAGUCUUAAGGAUACUGCAAUAAAACCAAGUGUAGAUAAAUCUGACGAGGAAGAAACCGAUGCCGCUUCUGAAGAUGACUGGGUAGAUGUUAAAGUCCUCGACUCUCCUCUUACACAGGAUGUGGUUCAGCAGGGUUUUGUGCAGUUACCCUGUGUUAACGGUGUCUAGAUGACCUCUGUUUUUCAAUACGUGUAGGAUUAUUAUGAAGCUACAGUGGAAAUCAGUGAUUCGGAUCCUUGCACAUUAGUUACAAUACGUUUUCUCUCUCUUCAGAGUAAAGAUUUUGUAUUCAUUGAUGAGAUUUAUGUUUUUGGUGAGCUGGUUGGUCCUAUUCAAUCUGGCAGCCAAGCACCUGAUGUUACUAGCUCUGCUGCAAAUCCCCUGAUGACUAUGCUUUUUCCGGCCAUACUUCAACUCUCCAAGUCUAGAGCAAACAAACUUCAAGCUGAUGAGGCCUCUGAUAAAAUGGUAAAGUCAAUUGGAGUUGAAGACUUGUCCAAUGCAACUGACGUCACUGAUGUUGAGCCUCGAAUUCCCGGAGAAGUGUCUGUUCCUGAUCAGCAAUUUUUGAAGUUGCAAGAUUCUGAAAUACUGGAAAGGGUAAAUAAUUUGGAAGUCUUGUCAGAGGUAACUGAAAUUCCCCGGGAUGAAAAAUCAAAUGCUGAUCAUCAAUAUGUAAAGUUUCAAGAUCUUGACAAAUGUACCGCUGACAGAUGUGCCACUGAAUCUGCUAAUAUCCAGAUUCAUGAACCCAAUCUUGCUGGAAAUAGCUCAAAUGAUCCUCGGGUGACCCGUGAUUCUCCUUAUCAUCGUAUAGAUGAAGUUCUGGAGCAACUUGUGUCUCGAGUCAGCAGAAUUGAAGAGGUUUGUUUAAGGUUUGAAGAAAACAUGCUUAAGCCCAUCAACAGGAUGGAGAUGAGGCUUCAACGGGUGGAGGAGCAGCUAGAGUCACUUGUUAAGCAAUCUGAUGCCUCUGGACUGCCAGCUGGUACACGGUUUUCUGCUCCUUCAUUUUCUUGCAACUCUAAUUCCAGCUCAAUCCAUAAAGAUGGAAGCGAUGGUCAUUCUUUCAGUAGGAAAUUGGCAUUGGAUAAGGGGGAAUCCAGUUCUUGUGAUUUAUUGAACACUUGUGAAGGAGUGCCAGAUUCUGAGGAGCCACCUCGUUUGUUUCCGAGUCUUGUGGUUACGGCCCCUGAAUUUUCUUGCAUCGAGGAUGAUCAAGAUGCUGAUGGGAUAGAGACAUUUAAACGGAACAAUCAAGAUGCUGAUGCGACAGAGACAUUUAAACGGAACAAUCAAGAUGCUGAUGGGACAGAGCCAUUUGAAGGGGAAAAUCAAGAUGUUGAUGUGAUAAAGCCAUUUGAAGGGAACAAUCAUGUUGCUGAUGUAUCUAAGUCAUUUACAGACUCUCCUAAGAUAAAACCAAGGUCAUGUUUGAUUGAUGAUGUCUUAGCUGCAGCACUUUCAAACUUCUUACUUUCUUCUCGUGAUAAUCCUUCUGAGCACAAGCGGACAUCUAGUAGUGAUUAUGGUGCCAGUGAAAUAGUGGGGAAUGAGAUGUCUUUGCAAAAUGCUGAGACACUUGAGUGCAGCAUUCACAAAGUUACUUCCAGUGUAAGUGACCAUGAAGACCCUCCAAAGUACACCCAGAUUCUUACAGUUACUGCUCCUGAGUUCACUUCGGAUGAAAUUGAUGGUGAAGAGGACUCAGAUUCUGUCCACUUGCCUUCUGAAGAAGCUUCAAACCCUCCUUCCAGGACUGAUGGAAGUUACUUGGUACCUCCAUCUCUCUUUGAGAAUGACUCAGUUGAAGUUUCCUCAGAGACGUCCCGUUGUGUGGAGAACAAAUCAGCAUUCGAACAAUUUACAAUCACGGGUGAUAUCUGCUCCUCAGAAACUGUUUCCUCAGAGACGUCCCGUUGUGUGGAGAACAAAUCAGCAUUCGACCAAUUUACAAUCACGGGUGAUAUCUGCUCCUCAGAAACUGUUGAAAACCAGUUCUUCGAAAAGUAUUCCUUUCCCUGGUUGUUGGACGGAAGUUCCAGCUCUUCAAUAUAUCAAACCCAAGAUUCUGUAACGACUGAUCUUUGCGAGGCUGUUAAGGUAGCUGACCAAAGGGACUCCACCACCAUUCCUUUGUCACCUGGAAAGAGGGAUUUCCUGGAGCAGAACUUAUUUGAAUCAGCCUCAGAAGAAAAAGACUUAUUUGACAAGUUAUUUGAAUCAGGUAUAGGAGAUGCCAGAUUUACUGGAGGAAAUUCCAGUACCCAGACCUCUCUCGUGACUAGUCUGGAUCGUCAUCCGCCACCGUUACCGCUCAAUUUUACUGCAAACUCUCCCAGGGAAAGUGGUGGUAUUGACUUUAGUGCUGACGAGUACAAAUUCAUAGCAUUCGAGGGUAAUGAUUUUAUAGAUCCUCAAUCAAGUGAACGUCUUUUGCUGGAAUUGGGCAUCUAUGACACUAUGCCUAAUUUUGAAGAGGAGAGCAGUGGCCUUGUUGGCAAUCAUAAUACUACCUCCAACCAAGAGAUGCUUGCCAGUCUCAUAUAA
Molecule: messenger RNA, 3080 nt
Organism: Oldenlandia corymbosa var. corymbosa
Lineage: Eukaryota; Viridiplantae; Streptophyta; Magnoliopsida; Gentianales; Rubiaceae
Source: the annotation of a GenBank genome assembly